Molecule: messenger RNA, 1698 nt
Organism: Daldinia childiae
Lineage: Eukaryota; Fungi; Ascomycota; Sordariomycetes; Xylariales; Hypoxylaceae
Exons: 4
Coding region: 1-1698 (565 amino acids)
Biological process (GO): transmembrane transport; nucleobase transport
Cellular component (GO): plasma membrane
Molecular function (GO): nucleobase transmembrane transporter activity
Source: RefSeq, a predicted model, not a curated record
AUGGAUUCGUUCACCUUUCGACAGCGGGGCCAUGCUAUUAAGGAAAAGACUCGAACUCGACUGACGGAUUGGGAUAGUUGGAAAUUGCCUAAGCAGAGUAGCAGUAUUGCCCCGGCUCAUAUAUGGACAAAUGCUGACCAAGACCCGGUCCCGGAAGAGAAACAGACCUGGACUAAGUGGGCGUUCAUUGGAUAUUGGUACUCUGACUUGGUGACUGUGUCGACAUGGACUGCGGCCAGCGCUAUAAUGACGACUGGCUUGACGGCUACUGACGCUGUUCUUAUUGUUCUUGUUGCAGCUAUAUGCAAUGCGAUCCCGACAGUCCUUAACGGUGCCAUCGGCGCUGACUUACACAUUCCGUUCCCUAUCGCCUGUCGAGCUAGCUAUGGCUACUGGCUAAGUUACUUCUGCGUUGUGACGAGAGCCAUCCUAGCACUCUUCUGGUUCGGCGUUCAGAGCGCCAACGGGGGGACCUGCGUGACGGCCAUCAUCACCGCCAUCUGGCCAAGUUACGCGAGACUCCCUAACAGACUACCCAAGUCGGCGGGUACCACGAGCCAGGGGCUACUGAGUUACUUCAUAUACUGGUGUAUCCAGUUCCCCUUACUCAUGAUCCCGUCGCAUAGGCUGCAGCAUUUGUUCUGGAUCAAGACGGUAUUAGUCACGCCGAUGGCACUGGCGAUGGUUAUCUGGAUCACGGUAGUAGCCGGUGGACAAGGCGAUUUCUUCUACGCACCAGCCACGGUGUCCGGGUCUACUCGAGCAUGGCUAUGGCUAUCGAAUCUAACCAGCGUAACAGGCGGCUACUCCACCCUCGCCGUAAACAUCCCCGACUUCUCGCGCUUCAGCAAGACGCGCGGCGCCCAGCUCUGGCAACUCCCCUUCAUCCCCAUCUUCAAAACGCUCGUCGGCGUCUUCGGCAUCAUCUCGGCCAGUGCCUCGAAAAAAGUAUACGGGACCGUGUACUGGUCCCCGCUGGAGAUCAUCGGCCAGUGGCAAGGCUCGCCCGGCGGGAGAGCAGCAGCGUUCUUUGCCGCGGCGAUCUGGCUGCUCGCGCAGGUUUCGGUGAAUAUCAGCGCGAACGGCAUCUCCUUCGCUAACGACGUCACGUCUCUCGCGCCGAAGUGGUUUAACAUCCGCCGCGGCGUGGUGCUCGUCUCGCUGCUGGGCGGCUGGGCUUUGUGUCCGUGGAUUAUCAUAUCAUCGGCUGCCGCGUUUUUGAACUUCAUGAGCGCGUAUGCGAUUUUCAUGGCGCCGAUUGCGGGUGUCCUGGUCUGUGAUUAUUGGGUUGUUAAGAAGCGCCGGUAUGACGUCCCGGCUCUGUAUGAUCCCGAUGGGAUUUAUCGGUACAAAUGGGGUGUGAACUGGCGCGCUCUGGUCCCGACGCUGGUUGUUAUUGUCCCGCUUCUUCCGCCUUUGGCGAAGAAGGUUACGCCGCAGAAUGUGGACAUUAGUCAGGGGCUCGUGAACUUGUUUACGUUUAACUGGUUGUAUGGGUUCUUCGUGUCGGUGGCUAUGUACUACGCUUUGAAUUACUUCUUCCCGGACGAGAAUACGUUGAUACCGAAUAUGGUUCCUGGAGUUGUUCCGGUUCUGCGCGCGGUUGACGCGGAUGUAGAAAGUGGUUCGGCUCAGGAUGAGAAGAUGAGGGGGGAGGGUGAAAGCAGCAGGCCUAGGUCUACUUCAGUCGAGGGUUAA